UCGAGGGGCGGGGCCUCCGCGGAGCAUGGCGUGGCCGGGCUGCCUGUCCCGGCUGCGGGUGCUGGUGGCCGCCUGCUGCGGGCUGGGGGCCGCCUCCCUCGCCCGCUGCCGGCCGGCGCGCCGCCUCCGCCGCUGCCUCGCCAAGGUGCUCAUGGCCCUGGCCGGGCCCCUGGUCUUCCGCCUCGGGUACAGCCUGUACGCCCGCACCAGGCUGGGCUACCUGUUCUACAGGCGGCAGAUGAAGAAAGCCCGGGAGCGGUAUCCACAUGGCCACUCGAUUCCCCAGCCUGUGAUGUUCAGCGGGGUAAAGAUCCUGCCGAUCCCUGUGUUAUCCAACAACUACAGCUACCUGGUCAUCGACACCCGCUCCAACACUGCUGCUGCCAUCGACCCCUCAGACCCACUGGCCGUGCAGGCAGCCAUUGAGAAGGAGGGGGUGACGCUGGAGGCCAUCCUGUGCACCCACAAACACUGGGAUCACAGCGGGGGGAACAUGGCGCUGAGACGGCGUUACGGCUCCUGCAGGGUGUACGGCAGUGCCUGCGAUGCCAUCCCUGAGCUCACCAACCCCCUCUCGGAUAAGGAGACCGUCACCGUGGGACAGCUGCGCUUCAAGGCUCUCUUAACCCCGGGGCACACCGUGGGGCACAUGGUCUACGUGCUGGACGGGAAGCCCUUCGAGGGGCCGGCCUGCCUCUUCUCUGGAGACCUCCUCUUCCUCUCGGGCUGCGGGCGGAUAUUCGAGGGGACGCCGGAAACCAUGCUGACCUCUCUGGACACAGCUGUGGACCUGGCAGAGGACACGCUGCUCUGGCCAGGACACGAAUAUGCCCUGGACUGCCUGAUGUUUGCCAGCCUGCUGGAGCUGGAGAACCCCGUGCUGGAGCAGAAGUUGCAGUGGGUGAAUCAGCAGCGGCUGGAGAAGAGGAGCACGUGCCCCUCCACCAUCGGCGAGGAGAAGGAAUACAACCCGUUCCUGCGGACCCACUGCCGAGAGCUGCACCGGGCCCUGGGGCUGCAACGGCUGAGUGGCGAGGACUGGGACAGCUUCCGGGCACGGGUGCUGAAGGAGGUGCGGCGCCGCAAGGACCUCUACAAAGCCAACUAGCCCCCUGGCAGGGCGCGGGAGGGCUCUGCCCCAUGAGCAGCCUCCCAAAGGCGGGUGACCUUCCCUGUUGGGGUGGGGAGUGUCUGGCUGGGGAAGGGUCUCACCCCCUCAUGGCGAUGGGGUGGAUUAGUGAGCUGGGAACACCUCUUCCCUGUGGAUGCAGACGGGUUCAGCUGGCAUCCCCUCCACCCUGGUCCGCCCUGCUGUCUCAAGAGGGGUCGUCUCCAGACAAAGUGGAUCCUUGCCGGUGGAAAGAAGAAUGGGGGGCGGGUGGUAAAAUCCAGGAUGACACCCCCCCCCCACAAAUCCAUCCCCAGGAGACGUCUGACUCCACAUGGCGCCAGCGUGCUGCUGACCUUUGAUUGCCGCUGGCUGCUGGGGAUGAAUAGCUAGGGGGCAGGAGUGGGGCGUUGGCAAGGGUGCCUGGGAAAGCUUUUCCAGGGAGCAGGGCUGUGACUUUGUUUCUCUGGGGGACUGGGCGUUAGCUGGUGGAAGUGCAGGCCCAGGGGUUAGCCUGUGAAGUGCACGUUGUCUCUUCCGUACAGGCUCGCAGCCUGUAGGAAAUGCAGAUCCCUUUCGCAAUGCCCGGUCCUGAGCCAAGCUGGGCACCCCAGCCUGUGGGGAGCGGUGCUGCCCGAGGCGGCAUCGGGGACAGCGCCGCGACUGGUCUGUCGGUUAUUUCCUCUGUGUCCUAUCCCAGCCGGCCUAUUUUUGGGGCACUGCU
Messenger RNA from Dermochelys coriacea (leatherback sea turtle), 1832 nucleotides. RefSeq names its product probable hydrolase PNKD. NCBI's taxonomy places the organism in Eukaryota, Metazoa, Chordata, Testudines, Dermochelyidae. The coding region runs from base 26 to 1108 and encodes 360 amino acids. Gene Ontology annotation, cellular component: mitochondrion. The record is from RefSeq and is a predicted model, not a curated record. The transcript is spliced from 9 exons. Gene Ontology annotation, molecular function: hydroxyacylglutathione hydrolase activity.